This is a messenger RNA of Rotaria sordida, 321 nucleotides long. The record is from the annotation of a GenBank genome assembly. NCBI's taxonomy places the organism in Eukaryota, Metazoa, Rotifera, Eurotatoria, Philodinida, Philodinidae.
AUGUUUAAAACGAAGGAAACAUGUGAAUCACGUGUACAAUCACUAUUUAAUGAUGAUUUAAUUUUCUAUCAUUCUUUGAUAAUGUCAGGUGUUUUAAUAAAGACUACUGCGACUGCUUACAGAAAAUUAGUUGCUGACAGUUGUAUCUCAUUCAGUUUUGCUCAUGAUAAAGUAAAAUAUGAUCUUAUUCGAGCUAUUGUUCAAUUACAAAAAAACACCAUUCGUCUUUUCAUCGGAGAACUUGUAGAAAUUAAACCUGGAACAUUAAAAAUUAAAUUUAAUAUUUCUAAUGCUCAAUAUCAAGUACCUAAUAUUUUAUGA